This is a messenger RNA of Athalia rosae (coleseed sawfly), 1041 nucleotides long. It is a transcript of the gene Nacalpha, whose product is annotated as nascent polypeptide-associated complex subunit alpha. Bases 152 to 805 code for a protein of 217 amino acids. Gene Ontology annotation, cellular component: nascent polypeptide-associated complex; cytoplasm. The transcript is spliced from 6 exons. Lineage: Eukaryota; Metazoa; Arthropoda; Insecta; Hymenoptera; Athaliidae. The record is from RefSeq and is a predicted model, not a curated record. Gene Ontology annotation, biological process: protein targeting to membrane.
AGCUGAGCGAUCAACUGUGUGUGAGGAUAAAAUCUGGAAUAAUGAAAAAAUAUUUUUAUGAAACGGUUAAAAGAAUAACAUCUUAGUUACAUAUCUAAAUGCGAUUUCAACCGAACGUUCCCAGAGCCGUUUGUCGCGCACAUUCACAAAUAUGCCGGAAUUGACUGAGCUUGACAAGGCCGCAUCCUCUGAGCCCAUCAAAGUUGAGGCAGCAGCAGCUGCGGCAGGCUCUGGAACUGACUCAGAUUCCGAUGAUACGAUCCCAGAGCUCGAAGAUGCCGGAUCUGCUGGUGCAGGAGGUUUUCCCGGUAGUACCGUCACUGGGCUGCCUAUCGACAUGGUAUCCAAGGCGAAGCAAAGUCGCGGAGAAAAGAAAGCCAGAAAACUCAUGAGUAAGCUGGGGCUCAAACCUGUCCAGGGAGUGAACAGGGUAACGAUCCGAAAAUCAAAGAAUAUUCUCUUUGUAAUCAACAAACCUGAUGUGUACAAAAAUCCGGCUUCAGACACGUACAUUGUUUUUGGCGAAGCUAAGAUUGAAGAUCUCAGCCAACAGGCACAGGUUGCUGCUGCCGAGAAGUUCAAGGCACCAGAAGUUAUUCCUGCUACAGAAGCCGGUGGUCGUACGACGGUGGUAGUGCCGAUCCAAGAGGAGUCGGAGGAGGAGGAAGUUGACGAGACGGGGGUUGAAGAAAAAGACGUCGACCUUGUUGUGUCCCAAGCUAACGUUAGUCGAGGGAAGGCGAUCAAAGCUCUCAAAAAUAAUCAGAACGACAUCGUUAAUGCGAUCAUGGAAUUGACAAUGUGAUGAAGCUGCUCACACAUUGUAUAUGCAGCAGCAGGCAGACAGACACACAGGCACUGCGUCAUCAGCGUUUGAUGGACAGUGCACAAGCCAACAAUCAUUCAUUUUUAUCUCAUCGCAGACAAAAAAAAAAAAAAAUUGUACUUGGAUCGGCAUUGGCAGUAAUGCUGCAGUUGCAGGACAUUGAAGUAACCCAUGUAUAUACAUUAUUCAUAACAAAAUAAACGCAUGGAACAUCA